AUGCCCCAAGAAACUCUAACCUUUAGACUGAUGCCCCCAGAAACUCCAGACUUUAGACUGAUGCCCCUAGAAACUCCAGACAUUAGACUGAUGCCCUUAGAAACUCCAGACUUUAGACUGAUGCCUCUAGAAACUCCAAACGAUAGACUGAUGCCCCCAGAAACUCCAGACUUUAGAUUGAUGCCCCCAGAAACUGCAGACUUUAGAUUGAUGCCCCCAGAAACUCCAGACUUUAGACUGAUGCCCUUAGAAACUCCAGACAUUAGACUGAUGCCCUUAGAAACUCCAGACUUUAGACUGAUGCCCUUAGAAACUCCAGACUUUAGACUGAUGCCUCUAGAAACUCCAAACGAUAGACUGAUGCCCCCAGAAACUCCAGACUUUAGAUUGAUGCCCCUAGAAACUCCAAACUAUAGACUGAUGCCUCCAGAAACUCUAAACUAUAGACUGAUGCCCCCUGCUCCUACAGCCUUUAGAGUGAUGCCGCUAGAAGCUCCAAACUUUUAG
This is a messenger RNA of Ylistrum balloti, 507 nucleotides long. RefSeq names its product proline-rich protein 36-like. The coding region runs from base 1 to 507 and encodes 168 amino acids. Lineage: Eukaryota; Metazoa; Mollusca; Bivalvia; Pectinida; Pectinidae. The record is from RefSeq and is a predicted model, not a curated record. The transcript has a single exon.